AAUGGGUUGAGGCAAGAGCUCAGCAGAUGACAGUAUUGUUAGAGAGAAAUCAGGAGUAGGAUUCUCAAAAAGAAACAUCAGAAAAGAAUACCAGUUCUUAAAAUUACUAGGCGAAGGAGCCUUUGGAGAAGUUCGUCUAGCAAUGCAUGUAAACUCCUCAUCCCCUGAAUAUGAGGCUAAAAGAGCUAUCAAGUUGAUCAAGAGAGAUAAUGUUGAGAAUUCUGAUAAGCAAGAAGAAAUGCUGCUUAAUGAGUAUAAUAUUCUACGCCAAAUAGAUAACCAAAAUAUAAUAUAAAGAUCUUUGAGCUUUGGAAGGACGAAGUAUUCUACUAUAUUGUAACUGAAUACCUAGAAGGAGGAGAAUUGUACAAGAACAUCUCUGAGAGAGAUAAUUUUACUGAGAAAGACUGUGCUGGCCUUAUUAAACAAGUCUUACUUGCACUUAAUUACUGCCAUAAAGAAGGGAUUGCUCAUAGAGAUCUUAAGCCAGAUAAUAUUAUGUUUGAAUCAAAUAGCAAAGAUUCUAUCUGUAAACUUGUAGACUUUGGAUUUGCAAGUUUUUGUAAAAAUGGCAAGAAAAUGGACGAUAUGCUCGGCACUCCUCUUUUUAUCGCUCCUGAGAUUAUUAGUAACAAGAAAUACACCUCAAAAGUAGACAUCUGGAGCUUAGGAGUAAUCACUUAUUUCAUCAUCAGUACAAACCCCCCAUUCAAAGGCAGAACCAAAAGAGAGCUCUUCGAUUCAAUAAAAUCCGGCGACUUCUCAUUCAAAAGUGCACCAAUAUUCAGAAGGACUUCUGAAAGCCUGCAGAGUUUCAUAAGUGAAUGACUGGUCGUGAAUCCUGAGAAGAGGGCUACAGCUGAGGAAUUACUUAAGCAUAGUUGGAUGACUGAUGUCAGUAGUGAAGAGGUCAGCGAGGAUGCAAUCAAAAGUAACUUGGCCACUUUGAAAGAAUACUCACAUCAUAAUAAAUUGCAACAAGGAAUCGUUCACUUUUUGGCUUACAAAUGAGGGCAAAGAGAAGAAAUUGACAAUCUUUCAAAAAUCUUUAGAUCUGCUGAUAAAAAUGGAGAUGGGAAGCUCGAUAAAUCUGAAAUUAGUGAAUAUUUUCAGAAGUACAUGGGCUCAGCCGACGAUGCAGAGAACGAACAUAUCUAUUCUUGCUUAGACGGGGAUAAAUCUGGUUAUAUUGACUACUCAGAGUUCCUUUCUGCAACUAUUGACAAAGAGAAUUUACUCAGGAAGCAAAGACUGAUAAACAUAUUCAAUGAGAUAGACUCAGACGGCUCUGGAGAUAUCAACUUGAAGGAGCUUCGCCAAGCGUUCAAGACAAAGGCAUCUAAAUAAGACGGAGGAGGAGUGGGAGAAAAUUAUCAAUGAAAUUGACAAAGAUGGAAAUGACUGUAUCAACUUUAAAGAGUUCCUGAAAGCAAUGGAUCAAGUUGUCCACCCAAAGAAUUUCAUCCCUAAGAAUGAUAUCGAAGAGGAUUAAGCCUGGUUACAGGGAUUUAGAAGCAAUGUCUCGAUAGAGUGAACUGGACUUUGGAGUCAUUGU
This is a messenger RNA of Moneuplotes crassus, 1555 nucleotides long. The record is from the annotation of a GenBank genome assembly. NCBI's taxonomy places the organism in Eukaryota, Ciliophora, Spirotrichea, Euplotida, Euplotidae.